Molecule: messenger RNA, 807 nt
Organism: Aureobasidium vineae
Lineage: Eukaryota; Fungi; Ascomycota; Dothideomycetes; Dothideales; Saccotheciaceae
Source: the annotation of a GenBank genome assembly
AACACCAGCCCAUCGGUCGCAAAGACAGCCAUCAUCAGCGGCGGUGCACGUGGCAUUGGCCGCUGCAUCGUGCGCAGAUUCCUUGAGCGAGGCUACAAAGUCUUCGUCUUGGACAUUGACGAAGAGGAGCUGAAGCACGCGACUACCGUGCACUUGAAACAAUACUACGACAAGAAGCAACUCAGUUCGGCCAUCUGCAACUUGCGAUCCGUCGACGAGAUUCGCGACAAGGUCAAGGAGGCUGCCGACUUCUUAGGCGGUCGUAUCGAGGUUGUGGUCAACAAUGGAGGCAUUGCGGCACCCACUUGGAAGGAUGGCAAGGCGAUGGACGAUCUUGACACAUUCCCGCAAUGGCAGGCCUNACAUCGAGACCAACCUGACCGCUCCCUUCGCCGUCUCGAAGACAAGAAAGACUCUCAUCACGUCGAUGAUUCGGACGCUGGUCCUGUUGUCAUCCACAUUGGCUCUUUCCGUGCAGAGAUGAGCGACCCAAACCAAGAAGGCUACGCAUCCAGCAAGUCUGGUCAAAUCGGUCUCAUGCACAGCAUGGCCAUCAGUCUGGGCCGCUGGGGCAUUCGCUGCAACCUCGUCGCUCCUGGUCGCAUCAAGGUCGCCCACGAGUCCAAGGAUGGUGAUGAGAAGGGCAUUGAAUGGGCACACCAAAACGAGGACAAGGAUGUCGAAGACCACGCUACCAACAGAGCCGGCAGACCAAAGGACAUCGCUGACGCCGUCGAGUACUUGGUCAACGCUGGCUUUGUUACGGGACAGGCAAUCACGGUAGACGGUGGUGCCGUGAGGAUGAAG